CAAAUAAAAGACCAUGGCUGGCAUCCCUCUCCAUCUGCUGUUUCUUCCACUUCUGAUGAUCAUCACCAUCAUCCCCUUGGCCUACCUCCUCCGCUCUCCGCACCGCCGACAUGCCGCCGGCCUCCGGCUGCCACCGGGGCCCUGGGCUCUACCAGUGAUCGGCCACCUCCACCACCUCCUGCUGGACGCGCUCCCACACCGCAAGCUGCGGGACCUUUCAAGGCGCCAUGGUCCACUGAUGCUGAUCCGCCUAGGCGAGCUACCCGUCGUCGUCGCCUCGUCGGCCGAUGCGGCCCGCGAGAUCACCAAGACGAACGACCUCGCCUUCGCGACGCGGCCCAUCGGCCCGGCGACGAGGCUGGCCCUGCCCGACGGCGCCGAGGGCCUCAUCUUUGCCCCCUACGGCGACGUGUGGAGGCAGCUCCGCAGGAUCUGCACCGUCGAGCUGCUCAGCGCCCGGCGCGUGCGGUCCUUCCGGGCCGUCCGCGAGCAGGACGCCGGCAGGCUCCUCCGGGAGGUGGCGGCGGCGGCGGAGCAAGCGGUGAACCUCAGCAGCUGCAUAUCGUCGUACGUCGCCGACUCGGCGGUGCGAGCCAUCAUGGGAAGCCGGUUCAGGGACCGGGCGGAGUUCUUCCGGCUGAUGGAGAAGGGGAUCGAGCUCUUCUCACGCCCGAGCUUGCCGGACCUGUACCCGUCGUCGCGCCUGGCGAUGCUUGUCAGCGGAGUGCCCGACAGGAUGAGGCGGGUGCGCGUGGAGAUGAUGGCGUUCAUGGAUAGUAUCAUCCAGGAGCAUCAGCUGAGCAAAGCUGACGACACUGACAACAAAGAGGAGGACCUCCUUGACGUGCUCCUCAGGAUCCAGAGGGAUGGUGACCUGGAGUUCCCGAUCACCAUGGACAACAUUAAAGUCGUGAUCGCUGACCUUUUCCUGGCCGGCAGCGAGACAUCUGCGACCACGCUACAAUGGGCGAUGUCCGAGCUCAUGAGGAACCCAAGGGUGAUGCGACAGGCGCAGGACGAGAUCAGGCAGGUCCUCAAGGGCCAGGAGAGAGUAUCAGAGGCGAGCUUAGGCGAACUAGAUUACUUCCACCUGGUCAUAAAGGAAACUCUCCGUCUACAUCCCCCGUCACCACUUCUUUUGCCACGGGAGUGCCGUAGCCCAUGCCGAGUGCUAGGGUUUGAUGUUCCUGUAGGAGCCACCGUGUUGGUGAACGCUUGGGCGAUUGGCAGGGACCCGGUUCAUUGGGAUGCGCCAGAAGAGUUUGCGCCCGAGAGGUUUGGACAUGGAAGGAGUAGUGUCGACUUGAAAGGUACAAACUUUGAAUUCAUACCAUUUGGGGCAGGGCGGCGGAUGUGCCCAGGGAUGAUGUUUGGGCUAGCAAGCGUGGAAAUCGCGCUGGCUAGCCUUUUGUACCACUUUGACUGGAAGCUACCACAUGGAAUGGCGGCUGAAGAAGCUGUUGAUAUGAAGGAAGUGAUGGGGGUCACCGCACGACGUCGAUCCGACCUUUUGCUUGUUCCGGUUGUCCAUGCACCUGUCCCUGCUUAUGACCCGUUAACCAUUGAUUAGCUUUCUUUGGUCCUUGUGCAUGUUUACUCGCCACUUAGUUCAAUGAUUCGCCGUCUGUCCAAGUAAUAAGAUUAUGAUAUAUUUGUAUGCAUUUUUCUAGUUUUUGUAUGAUCUUGCUGGCUGGAUGACGAGGUGUGUGGAUAAAAAUAAGCAAGAUUUGUGUGACUGAAUUUGACAGUGUUAACCGUUGCGUGCACAAGGUGUAUUUCUGUC
Setaria italica (foxtail millet) is the source of this 1783-nucleotide messenger RNA. Its product is annotated as premnaspirodiene oxygenase. NCBI's taxonomy places the organism in Eukaryota, Viridiplantae, Streptophyta, Magnoliopsida, Poales, Poaceae. The transcript is spliced from 2 exons. The record is from RefSeq and is a predicted model, not a curated record. The coding region runs from base 14 to 1570 and encodes 518 amino acids. Gene Ontology annotation, molecular function: monooxygenase activity; oxidoreductase activity, acting on paired donors, with incorporation or reduction of molecular oxygen; heme binding.